Messenger RNA from Lates calcarifer (barramundi perch), 3114 nucleotides. RefSeq names its product transmembrane protein 41B (gene tmem41b). The record is from RefSeq and is a predicted model, not a curated record. The transcript has 7 exons. Bases 157 to 1008 code for a protein of 283 amino acids. Gene Ontology annotation, cellular component: endoplasmic reticulum membrane. Lineage: Eukaryota; Metazoa; Chordata; Actinopteri; Centropomidae.
GCUGUUCUGUUGGGUGAUGCUGGAUGUGAAGGUAAAAGGUCAGCCUGUGUAACGUGUCAGCAGGCUGUCACCAUACCGGUGUCACUCCACCCGCCGGCUGUUACUGUAACACACGUCGGUACUGUAGCUGACCUCGACGUUGUCUCAAAAAACAAAAUGGCCAAAAAGCGGAGGGAAAGACGAGAGACCGACGGUUUGUCCUCGGCACAGGAGGAAGUGAAGGCGAAUGCCAGUGACUCACAAGCACUGAAAGAGGCUCAGCGUAGUGCAGGGGGCUCAGCUCGCAUGUCUCUCCUGAUUCUGGUUUCUAUCUUCGCCUGUUCUGCCUCGGUCAUGUACCUGGUCUACAGGAACUUCCCAGAGCUUCCUGAUGAUGAAAUGGAGAAAAUCAAGAUCCCUAAAGACAUGGAUGAUGCCAAAGCUUUGGGAACUGUGUUGUCUAAAUACAAAGACACGUACUACACCCAGGUGUUGGUGGCCUACUUUGCAACAUAUGUUUUCCUCCAGACGUUUGCGAUCCCUGGAUCGAUCUUCCUCAGCAUCCUGUCUGGAUAUCUUUACCCUUUCCCCUUGGCUCUUUUCUUAGUCUGCUUGUGCUCUGGCCUCGGUGCUUCCUUUUGCUACAUGCUGUCAUAUCUGGUGGGCAGACCCAUGGUCUAUAAAUAUCUCACAGAAAGAGCACAGAAAUGGUCCCAGCAGGUUGACAAACAUAGAGAUCAUUUAAUUAAUUACAUCAUCUUCCUGAGGAUAACUCCCUUCCUUCCCAACUGGUUCAUCAACAUCACCUCUCCUGUCAUCAACGUGCCUCUGGGGGUUUUCUUCAUCGGUACCUUUCUGGGAGUGGCGCCACCGUCCUUUGUAGCGAUCAACGCUGGGACCACGCUGUACAAGCUGACCACAGCAGGCGAGGCCGUGUCCUGGAACUCUCUGGCUGUGCUCGGCGUCCUCGCCGUGCUCUCCAUCUUACCUGUGUGCUUCCAGAAGAAGCUGCAGCAGAAACUAGAGUAGAACACUGUAAACACCUCACCCCCUCCCCGCCCUCCUUCCCUCGGCUCAGGAACACGCAGCUGUCGCUGCCGGAGCCGGUGGGAGAGUCUCCGACCGCCGGCACAUCGAGGACUCAUUGACCACAGAAUGCAUGCAGUGGUGGGUCGUUCCUGAUGUUUAGUAAAGUAUAAACUGGCCGCUGCUUGCACAAGUUUCUGUGAAUUAUGUUGUUGAUUGUGGCACAUGUUGUACAUAAGAGAAAUUGCAUUUUUUUUGUUUUUAUUUAAGCCUCUGCUUCUUAUCGUGUGAUUCUUACCAGACAGUUAAAGGUGCUACUUUUAGGAUGUUAGAGUAAAAAUGCAGGAACCAGUUGUUUCACACUGUGUUUCUCUUUUCCUGCUACAAACUGCUAAAAGCAAUUUCAUCACUACCUUCCUUUUGCUUUGUUUUUAGUAGUUUUCCAUUAAUAUUUGCUCUGGCAGUUGCACAUCAGUUACUACAUCCUAUCUGUAGCACCUUUAAAGUCCCCCCCCCCCACACACUUUUUAAUAUUUAUUUUAACAUGCUCGUGUCUGAUUUCAACUGAAUGACGUGUACCACCACAGCAAUAACUGUCACACUACUGUCGAGAGUGGGUUUUAGUUUUUUAAAAAGUCGAUUUUGAUACCUGGUACUUGACUUUACAGUGUGAGGAAAAGAUGAAACUGCAGUAAGUGCUACUUUUGUUGAUAUGUGGGCCAGUUCUCCUUCGAAAGGUGCCUGGAUCCACUGCUACAUCAUUUUUAGUUUUACCCAUUUCUCCUCAUGUUUGUAGCUUUUUGUUGCUGUAACUUGUAAAGAACAGACUGAGCUGAUGUGAUAAUUCCUCACAGGACAUCUGAACUGCAGAAAGCCAAACAGGAAACUUUGCCCAGCUUAAAUUGGUGUUUUGAAAAAGGAGGCGAGUGUGGAUCAUGUCGACACAGAUGAUUAAUAUCUGGUAAGAUGCACACAGUCCAGUAAAUUAGAAAACUCCAGGGUUAGAUGUGCUCUCAGAUUCAGUGUGUUCAUCUCUGCCUCUUGAUAUUGAGGCCAGUAUAGAAGUGGAGAUGUUGGUGCUGUGGAUGAUGCACCAGACUGCCAACACACAGGUAUCCCAGCCUUACCUUCCUUUUCCCGUUUCCACUCUUCACCAGGAGAAACGUAUUACGAUGCCUGAUGCCUGUUAGUUUGUGUUUUAUUGUUUAACCGAUGAUUUUGUUUGAUAGAAACUUACUGAAUUUUUCUUUCAGAUGUUGUUAGUUUUUUUUUUUGCCUGUGUACCAAGGUAACUUAUUGCUGCUGUUUAAAAACUUCUCCAGUCUCCAGACAUGUUGAUGCAGUGAAUGUACUUGGAGGUAACAAAUCUUAUAAGGCGCUUUUCUUUAAUCUCUUAAAAUUGCACAUUUUUAGAGGCAGUUUUUUGGUGCGUUUUGAGAUUUCCUGUUUUUACUUUCAUGUCUUAACACUCAGCUGAUUUACUGUGUACUACUGUACAGUUAUUAACCUCUCAACCCCAGAUUUGACUACAUGAACAUCAACAGUUCUGCUCUGCGAGGGCUCCGAUGUCUUAGCGUUAGCUGCCCUCGUGUGUUUUGUAGCUACAUCAAAGACUGCUGGGGUGUUUUUAUGGGUCUUAUGGUUUAUGACAACUGAAUUUACACACCUGACCUUCGUUGUUGUUUCGGAAACCUGUGGCUCAGGUGGUUAAAUCAAUAAGUAAAAGUAUAAACUGGCCCUAAAGAUGUUUUCUUCAUCUUUAAGUAGAAGCUAGAUGAUCCUCCUCUUACUCCUCUGUGAUGCUAAAUCUGACAACAAAUGAAAAAAAGGAGAUUUUAAGUGAUUUUCUUCUUGUUUGCUAAAAAAAAAAAAAAAUCAACCUAAACCUAUUCUGGACAUAUACUCAAAUUAGAUAUGUUAUUUUUAAAGAUGUGAGAUAAUUCUUGUGUAACCCUCUGUUAACAUUUCAAAAAGCAGUAUUAUUUUGUACUGAGCAGUGAUGUAUUGCAGUAUGAAGUGUUUACAGAUUGCACAUUUCUGUCCUAUCUAAUCAAAAUUAUGUUUUUUUUUAAAUAUAUUUAUUGAAUCAUUAAAAUGAUCUUUACAGAA